Molecule: messenger RNA, 652 nt
Organism: Styela clava
Lineage: Eukaryota; Metazoa; Chordata; Ascidiacea; Stolidobranchia; Styelidae
Product: EF-hand calcium-binding domain-containing protein 11-like
Molecular function (GO): calcium ion binding
Source: RefSeq, a predicted model, not a curated record
AGAAAUAGCGUUAGUGCUGGUGUACAACAAAAAAUUACAAUCUCAGUAGAUGGGAUUCAUGCCAGUAAAUGAAUGAUUACAGUGGAACAUCGCUUUACAGGCAGACUAUUUCAGAAGAGGAUAAGGCAAGAGUGUUGCAGAUUUUUAAAGAAUGUGACUCUAAUCAAAAAGGAUAUCUUUCAAAAGAGGACAUUAAAGUUGCAGUUCUAUCCAUCUUUGGAUACAAACCAUCAAAAUAUGAAGUGGAACAACUCAUGGGAGCAGGAAAAAAAGAUGAAUGUCAAGGACUUAAUCUUGAAAGAUUUCAAAGUUUGAUGUUUGCUAAGCUUUCAUUGGAAGAUCCAGAUCAAGAAUGUAGACGAAUAUUCAAUGCCUUCGAUAUAGACUGCGUGGGACAAGUGGAGAAAGCUAUAACCGACCAGUGGUUAAGUGAGCCACCCUAUGGCAGCAUUGAGUCCAGCAAUUGCUCGCACAUAGAUAUCCCUCGCAGGAUGCAAACCUAUAUAGGAUAAUCGGAGAUGCAGUGCACCAACCACAUAAGAAUUUUCACUACAAAUACUCGUAUACUGCCAGUUUGAUGAUGACCAGCGCAUGGAAUAAUUUGUGCUCUAGGAAUCUGACCAUGGAUCGCUAGGGAGGAGUAAACAUACUA